Molecule: messenger RNA, 375 nt
Organism: Paraglomus brasilianum
Lineage: Eukaryota; Fungi; Glomeromycota; Glomeromycetes; Paraglomerales; Paraglomeraceae
Source: the annotation of a GenBank genome assembly
AUGUCUACCGCUCAAGGCACGCGAAUUAUUUACAAGCCACAAGGAAGCCGGGACGAGUACUUUGUGUAUGCGUAUCCCGAAGAGGUAAAAAAGUGGCGUAAGGAUAAAUCUAUUCCAUUAACGGACGUAGUACAAUCAUUUGAUAUAUUCGAAAUCUUUGGUGGUGGCAAUGACGGAAUCGCUGGACGUCCAUCGAAACAAAGAUUAGAAAAUACGUUUGGUACUAGCAAAAACAUGGAUGUGCUUGAGAUCAUACUAGAAGACGGUAUGAUACAUAACACAGGCAAGGAAACAUCCGGGUCUUUCGCAGCCAUUAAUGAAACUCGUGGGAAAGGCGUGGCGACUGCCGAAAACGCUAUGGGAAUUCAUAACUAA